AUGCGCAGUGCUGUGCUGGUAAGCAGUACGGGGUACAAAUAUUACACCCGUAUUGGCGGAGUGAAAGGACUGUUCGUCAAAAGUAUGAUUUUAGAAUAAUGUUUCCUGCUGUUUGUCAUGAAUUUAUUUGCAGCCAUUACUAGUUCUUCAGGGAUUCCAGCCUCUCCUUUCACUCUGGAGGUUAAAGAUGCACCACAAUAUUUCCGAUUACAGCAUACAGUUUCUGCUGAAGAAUCUGUGACCUCUUCACAAACUGAUCUGCACAGAGAGACUUUCUUGGUAACACGUCUUGGAAUUAAAGAGCCACAUGUACGUGCAUCCUUUCAGCAUGUACAAAAACAAGAGAGUGUUCCAUGGGAUGUCCUAGGAGCCAGAGGCAAAGGCAUUCGUGGAGAGGUGAUAAGGAGAGAAGUAACCCCUUCUGAUCCUGUUGCACGUGUUUUGUUUCAUCGGACAGGGGCUGACUUGCACUCAAGAGUAACCCACAACCAAUGUGUGAGUGUGCAAGCAGUACAUCCUGGAGACCUUAAAGUUCAAGGAUUUUGUAGGAUUGAGACUUCCCUUGAUGUGUGUAUUGCAGAGAUUCGCUUUUCUUCUUCCUGGUUUUCUCUUGUUUCUCUUCCUUUAAAUGUGACCUUGAAUUAUUCUGCAUCUGAAGAUUGCGAAUAUUAUGACGAAAGAUCAGAGAUUGCAGGCACGGUUCAGAUUGUGGGUGUAAACAUACCAAAAGUUCAGCGAAUAAGUGUUGGGGACUUUGUGACAAUUACUCUACCUGACAAGACACUGUUACCUGGAGAGGUGUUUACGGCAUCAAUUAGCCUUCAACAUAACUGGACACAGCCUAUCUUUAGCCUUAGGAUACGAUGCCGUACUGGGUUGGAGCUUCUCUUUGCUCGGUCUGCUGCUCCAAACACCUGGGCAAUAAAAACAGAAACACAGAAAGGAGCCAAACAUCACACCAUUGUAGGGCACUUAACUCAUAGAGGAUCUUCCGAGCGCAGGUCCUAUCUAGUUGUCGCUCUCUUGGAUUUUCUUGUUGGUAAUGUAUCUGUAGGCUCUGCUGUUUCACGAAGAAUCACAUUCCAGCUUGAUGGCCCUGGGACAAGUGCAGCUCCAGCAGGUUUUCGGGGCAGUGCUGAAGUGCUGGUAUCGGAUCGUGAUCUUAGAGCAAUUUUCCCACUGGUGAAGUCAAAUGAAAUUUUGAACACAGCCCUCCUAACUGGCAUUUCCCAGAAGAUCCCAGUGAGAGUGCUGGCUUUGGAAGCUGGUGGACAUGUAGUUGAUGUUACCAAACAGGCAGGCUGUGAAACUCCAAGUGCACAGAUUGUCCAGGUUUCAGAUGGCUGUGAUUUCCUGUUUGUGGGUGGUAAGGAGACUCAGGGGGCUGUGGAUGUGAAGGUGGAGUUUUGGUUAGAACGCCUCCGCUCCUCUCUUUCCUUGUCUCUUUGGGUACCUCUGCUUCCAUUGAGAGUUGAGGUGUCAGACACAAAUUUGCAGCGUUUGCCAAGUUCAGGAUCUUUUGGCUACUCUCAGAAUGCAAAUGACGGUGAACGCAAAGUUGCUUCAGAUCGCAGAAGUCCGAGUUGUCAGGCUCAGUAUCAAAGAGCUCAAGUACGCUUUCUUGCCCACUUUGUGGCUCAUUCCUUGGAUGGUAGCCGUCAGCUGACCUACUUCCUGGGUAGCAAUUGGCUGCUAGAUGUAUCUCCUUUAAUAAGGAGCCAAGCUGUCGUUAGAGAUCAACGUAUAGCACGUCUAGAGGAAGAGGGGAGUGUUCUUAUUGGCCAGCAGCCAGGAGUUACUUCUGUUGAGGUGCGAUCUCCACUUUCACACUCCAUCCUAGGAGAGCAAACAAUCUAUGUCUCUUCAGAAAUCGUCUCCAUUCUGGAACUGCAUUCACAUUUGGUUUGGGGCAUAAAUCUCAAUGUCACCCCAUGUCUGACUAGACAUCCUGGAGUUUUUACAGUUUUGUGUCAGUCUCAAGAGCCGGCAAUGAUUCCUAAGCAGGAAUCCGUUAUGUCUGUAUGGCUGAUGUUCAGUGACAUGUCAGUUGCACCAUUAACCCUAUAUGAUCCUUUGGAAUUAUCACUAUCUGUUGUGUCCUCAGAUGACCAUAUCUUAUCCGUUCAUCGACCUGUGGUGGCUGUGCACUCCUGGUCCUUGCCUGUAUUGACUUUUAAGGGUCCAGGUGAAGGACCCUUGCUGCGUACUUCUCUCUACUUGCCAGAGCGAUGCAGGGGUGAUUCUUCAGGAUUGCUCAGUGCUGGCUAUGUUCGAGUUAUGUUUCUAAGAAAUGUAACAGACGAUGGUGAAUAUCCUGGAAAUGACAUAUUACAGAGUGACAGUGACCUAACUUCUAAGGAUAGUGAUACAGCCUUACCCGUAAACAACAUUAUUCCUGGCACUAGUGACAUAAUACUAAGAGGUGAUACUGCAAGCAUUGAAGAUGAUGAAUCUGUUUCUAAUAUUGAUGAUAUUGUCACAACCCGUUGGGGAAUACCUGGCUUAGAAGAAGGACUCUAUGGACUUCUUGCUCUCUUCUCUUUGCUUACCCUCCUAUUUUUUAUUAGUUGUCUGGCUUUUAUCAAUAGACACAGAAAAAAAUCAGCACCAGAGGGUCCUGGGAAUCCUGAGGCACCAAACUGGGUAUGGCUGGAAGGGUCUGAAGCUAAUGACCCAAGGUCCCAGGGAGGAGUGAGUGAAGAGCAGGAAGAAAGAGAACAGUGGGAAGGAAGAGAGACAGGACAACAAAGUCUCACCAGUACAUUCCACCCAGUGAGAAAUUCUCAAGGGCCAGAGACCACUAGUGGCCAGAACUCUGAUGUUGGUUCCUUCCCUACACCUGCAAGCCACUCUAGAGCCUGCUUGGAAGCUAAAAAGCCUGAACUGCUUUCUUUAAGAUCGGCAAUCACACAAGAAGAUAGAAAAAUGGAAAGAGGCCCCGAUGAUCCCUAUGUGCGCUCUAUCUUGGUAGCCAGUGAAGAAGAUAUCAUGUGGGUAUGCAAAGAUAUGGGUAUGAGGGAACCUCAGGAAAUCCUGAGUUACAUGGAAAAAAUCAGAAGCGAAACACCUCAUCAAGGAGAAAGAAGAAGAGAGAUUACACGGGGUAUAGAAAUGAAUAUAGCAGGCACGAGUGUUAGAAGAUUAACUUAGUGUUGAUAUCAAAAAGUAUGGUAGUAAGCAAACAACUUAAGGUUAAGAAAUAUUAAUGCUCUGAGAGUUUCCACCUUCUUUAGACUCUGGUAGUAGCAUAUGUAUUUUUCAUUCCAGUGUUAUGCAAAAGAGGUAUGAGAUUCUACGUUUCCUAUUGUUUUUCAGCAAAUUAUCUGAAACCAUAAUUACAUUGUAUUCGUACCUGGUUAAAUAAGUAAAGUUUAAGUAUAUAUUUAAAAAAAGCAAAAAUUCACAUUUUCAUGAGCUCUCAAAUGGUGAAGAAGUGCAUUAUGUAUACUUGCAAGAAAAGCAAAGGGAUGCAACAGUAGUGUUAUAUAUACA
This is a messenger RNA of Nanorana parkeri, 3492 nucleotides long. Its product is annotated as transmembrane protein 132A-like. The record is from RefSeq and is a predicted model, not a curated record. The transcript has 11 exons. Lineage: Eukaryota; Metazoa; Chordata; Amphibia; Anura; Dicroglossidae.